This is a messenger RNA of Laetiporus sulphureus 93-53, 1343 nucleotides long. RefSeq lists its product as uncharacterized. The annotation marks the transcript as partial. The record is from RefSeq and is a predicted model, not a curated record. The transcript is spliced from 3 exons. Lineage: Eukaryota; Fungi; Basidiomycota; Agaricomycetes; Polyporales; Laetiporaceae.
CCUCUGCAUGCAUUUGCACAAUGUACCAGCACUGGACUCUGCUCUAGCAUAUGCUUCAUCACAUCAAGCCAUCAUAACACUGACAGAUAUAUCCUCCGGCAGCUUCCAUUGGCCCGCCUUACGGCAGAGAAGACUUCAUUUCAAUGCUGCAAACAUACUAUCCAAGAGGCAACAGCCACACACCAGACAUUGGUGUCAAUGCUGCUCAAGAUACUUGGAUUAUGAACAGCCAACUUCUCCGGGGCAGUUAUAGUCCAUCACCGCUUCGCAGUCAUGAGCUUUCGCAGAUUACAGCUAGAAGAGAGCCAGCCACUCCAAAGCGACUUGCAGGAAAAGAGCAGCGAGAGGUGAACCCUCGCGACAGUCCGUCCUGGACAGUCCUGAAUAUAGCAUCCUCGGGAACAGACACCGAACCCGAGGAGGAUGAGCUGCGUAUGGAUGCGGACGACGCAGUCACGACCCUCAUCGGGGUUCCGCCGUCGUUCUCCAAGUUUUCACAAACAUCAUUCGCUAAUGCACGCCGGGAGUCGCACAGCUUGCAAGCCAGUCCGAGCAUUCGGAAACCCGGGAGAAGCCGAGAGCGCACUGUGGCUUCGCAGAAUCAAGGAAACAGUAACAUGCCGACAUGUCCCGCAAGAGGAGGUGUCUUUGACGGUGUCGUCGUCAUCGAUGCCCAUACUUCGCAUGCGCCAAGGACGGAACGUAGCCAUGACUCACUCGACAAAGGCAACGCGCCAGCUUCCGGGCCUGCUCAGAAGCGCAAUGAAUCUCUCGAUCUCGCAUCCGCGCUCACCUCAGCCUUCGCCCACAACAGCACCGUCAUUGCCGAAUCUUCAAAAUCCCCUCGCGCGUCCGAAUCCUUAAAUGGCCAAAAGGGCGUUCUCCUUGCCGAGCUUCGCGAGACCUCUUCUGUCACCGAUAGCGCGGCCCUCCGGGAGCGAAAUCUCGUCAAGGCCGCCAAAGCGGGCGAUCAACUUGUGUCCCGGCAUGUGCUAACCCUGGACGAGCUUUUGGAAACACGAGAAGCACCAAUUGCCAUCCUACGGGAAUAUGCACUACCGCAUAGGCCAACGACAGAGUCCAUGUGGUGUCAGACACGCUUUGUGCUGCAUGAAGUCAAGGCUGCUGGAAAGUCUAAGCAGAGAAGCUCACGCAGGGCAUACACGAUGCCACGCUACUCUAAGUUAGCUAACUUCAAAGAGAAAUUGGACUCACAUCUUGGUCCCGGGGACUUGAACCGAGGCUUAACAAAAAGGCCGAGACCGAAAGACGAGAGCGAGGCGAGUCAUUCACUCCUGUCCGAUACAAGCAUCCCGACAGACUAUGGUCGAGGUGUGAAGAGG